GUCAUCUGCCUGAUGAAACGCAGUUCCAAGGGAGCGGUUCUUCAUAAUGGAUCUCCUGACGAAAGUGGGUGCGUUGGUGAUAUUAUUAAGUUUGCAGUUGGUUUUCUGUGAAGAAGUUGCUCGAUAUGACAAUUAUAAAGUAUACCAAGUGACCGCGAAGACAAAGCAGCAGAUGGAUACAUUGCAUGGGAUUGAAAUGAACAGUGAUGCCUACAUAUUCCUCGAAAGUGGACACAAAGUUGGCGAUAAAUUUACUGUGAUAGUGCCGCCACAUAAGCUGGCUGACUUUGCAGAGACUUUGAAGAUGGAGAAAAUUUGCGGAAGGAUAAUUAAUUCUAAUGUGCAACAAACCAUCGAUGACGAACGCAAUCGAAUGCAGUCGAAGCGACUGAAGGGAGUGUUUGACUGGACGGAGUACCACAAUUUGGAAGAAAUCCAUGCUUGGUUGGAUAAGCUUGCGGCGGAAUACACGCAAGUCGAAGUGAUUGAAGGAGGGCGAUCUUACGAAAAACGAUCGAUUAAAGGAGUCAAAGUGUCGUAUAAAUCUGGUAAUCCGGGAAUUUUCAUCGAAGGUGGUAUCCAUGCUCGCGAGUGGAUCUCUCCUGCUACGGUCACCUACAUUUUGAACGAACUGCUCACAAGUGAAGACGCCAGUGUGAGAAAAAUUGCCGAAAGCUACGACUGGUACGUUUUCCCAAGCGUGAACCCCGAUGGCUACGUCUACAGCCACCGAAGGAACCGUUACUGGCGAAAGACCAGAACUCCGUAUCCGAAUGGAUGUUUUGGGGCCGAUCCCAACCGGAAUUGGGACUUCUUCUGGGGAGUAGCAGGAACCAGUCGUCGCUGUUAUGCUGACUCGUACGGUGGGCCAGGGGCAUUCUCCGAGAAGGAAACGAAAUCUCUGUCCGAGUACAUAAACACACUCAGCGGAAAGAUCCAAGCCUACAUCGCAUUCCACUCAUACUCCCAGUUGCUGCUUUUCCCCUACGGGCACACCAGUGAACGAACGCCGAAUCACGACGACCUGGACGAGAUUGCCAAUGCGACCGUAACAUCCUUGGCAAAGCGGUACGGGACACAGUACCGCUACGGGAACAUCUACGACGCAAUUUAUCCGGCCAGUGGAAGCAGCAGCGAGUGGGCAUAUGGCGUUCAGAAGGUGCGAUUGUCCUACACGUACGAGCUGCGUCCCAUGGGUGGUUACAAUGGAUUCGUACUUCCACCGGAGCAAAUAAUACCAACUGGGGAGGAGACUCUGGAUUCCCUGGUGACCAUGCUCGAGGAGUCGGAGAAACGAAAUUAUUUUAAAGUUUGACAAGGUGUUGUCAAAGAUUGAGCGUACGUGUCUCCUGAUCGGCAUAGAAAUGGAAGUUAGAUUUACUACACUAUUGCAUAUCGUUUUUUAGUCACAUUGACUCAUAGCGAAUCCAGGUUCUGACCUCUAGAGUCAUGAAGAAGUUGCAACAGGCAGAAGUACAAUAGACUUAGAUUUUAUUUUAAGUGUAGAUUGAAACGUGAAAUCAGUAAUAAACAUUUAAUUGCUACACUGUUUCUCAAGAUAUUAUCACAUUCAAAACUCAAGAUUGCGCUUAUCCACCAGACGACUAGCAGACUCUUAGAGACUAGCCCUAAUAAAUAAGUGUCAAAAUAGCCUG
Messenger RNA from Aedes albopictus (Asian tiger mosquito), 1655 nucleotides. RefSeq names its product zinc carboxypeptidase A 1-like. Gene Ontology annotation, molecular function: zinc ion binding; metallocarboxypeptidase activity. The record is from RefSeq and is a predicted model, not a curated record. Gene Ontology annotation, biological process: proteolysis. The transcript has a single exon. Lineage: Eukaryota; Metazoa; Arthropoda; Insecta; Diptera; Culicidae. Bases 47 to 1315 code for a protein of 422 amino acids.